CUGAUGCUGACAGAUAAAUUAUAAACAACAAAAUAACUUAUCGAAUCUUUAUUCUGAGAUUUAAUUUUAACGGUAAAGCAUUGGAUUAAUAUGAGUUCAGAUUUUGACACUACUUGGGAUACUCGAAUAUUAAUAUGCAGAAUAUGUGCAUCUUCUAAUUUGUUAAUAAAUAUUUUCGUCAAUGAAUCACACAAAAUUCUUGAAAAAAUCCUUUGCUGUGCAUCGGUUCAGAUCGUAGAAAAUGACGGAUUACCACAACAUAUUUGUACCAAAUGCUUUGCUGAUUUGGAGACAGCCUACGCAUUUCGUACGCGCUGUGAAGAUUCUGAUUUAAAGUUCCGACAACGAUUGGCAGCCAUCAAACAUUUUGAGGAUGCUGAUAACUGCGUUGAAAAUGAGAAUGUGCCAACGCAACAUAAUGUAGAUAACGAAGGCAAUGAUAACAUUGAUUAUGCCUCGGAUCCAGAGCCAACUGUGUGUGCGGUAUUGACCGAGACUGAUGCUGAAUUUCAACCCGAAACUAAUGAACGAUAUCCUGACCAGCAAGAAAAGCAAAAGCGUAAAAGUUAUGCUUGUGAAACGUGUCAAGAGGUAUUUGAAAUCAGGAGAGACUACUUUGUUCACAUUAGAACCCACGGGAAACAAAGGUUUCGGUGCAAACUGUGUUCCAAAUGGUUUUCGAGAAAGUCUGAGUUUUUAAUACACAAACGUCGACACUUAGGUCAGGUGGAAAGAGUUCCCUGUAAUCAAUGUUCAAUGGAUUUCAACAGUCGUGUUGCUUUGUUAAGACAUAUAGCGGGAAUUCAUGAACAACGUCGUGAUUACAUAUGCGAUCUUUGCGGUAGGGCAUUCGCUCAGAAAAGUGGUUUGAAAACACAUAAAGCGACGCACGACGCCGCCGUCUAUAGUUGUUCUACCUGUCCAGCUCAAUAUCGAUGCAAACGGUUUCUAAGGCGCCACGAACAAUUUCAUCUGCCACUGGAGGAAAGAAACAAUAAAUUUAUCUUUAAAAGCACAACGUAUAAACCUAAAAAAGCUAAGAAAAGAACAUACGUUUGUUUCUACUGUGGCAAAAUAUCCAACAACCAUGCGUCGCAUGUUGUUCAUGAGCGUAUUCACAAGGAUGAGCGGCCAUAUCCUUGCACAGUUUGUGGAAAACGGUUUCGCGCUUGUGGCAUACUAAAAAAGCACAUGAAGACUCACACCGAUGAGAAACCGUUCAAAUGCAACAUCUGUGGCGCAUGCUUCCGUGAAAAGUCUCAUUUAACCACGCAUAAUCUAACCCAUUCACAAGAACGAAAACAUGUAUGUCAAAUUUGCUUGAAAGCGUUUAAAUUGAAGUCCAUAUUGAAAGCUCACUUGAAAUGUCAUUCUGUAUACGACGAUAUAGAAUUAAAACCAUCAUCCUAGUCUAGUUCCUUCCCGAUUCGGGGAAAUAAGUCUAGUUGAAAAAAUGUUGCUACAAUUUGUUACAGCAUUAAUUUCGAAACUAUUUCCUCUAUAUUUGACCUGAACAAUAUAGGUAUACAGGAAUAAAUAAUAGGUUCGAUUAUGUUUAAAUCCGUAAAACAUACUUAAUAAACUCAUUUUAAAUCUAUUAUGAAUAUUCUGAUGGUAUUCGCAUAACUGUCCCAUAUGCAAAAUCAUGUCGAGAAAAUGUGCUCAUAAGAUUUUUGUUUUAUUUUUGCACUAUGCCAUACCACACAAAUAGCUUUCAUCCAAAAUGCAUAUGGGACUGGUAUGUGGGUAUAGUAUAUUUUUCAUAUGGGACUGACAUUAGUGUUUUUGUACAUUUUUUUAUUAAAUCAGUAAUUUUCAGUACCUUAUUUG
Messenger RNA from Topomyia yanbarensis, 1830 nucleotides. Its product is annotated as zinc finger protein 41. The record is from RefSeq and is a predicted model, not a curated record. Gene Ontology annotation, molecular function: RNA polymerase II transcription regulatory region sequence-specific DNA binding; DNA-binding transcription factor activity, RNA polymerase II-specific; zinc ion binding. NCBI's taxonomy places the organism in Eukaryota, Metazoa, Arthropoda, Insecta, Diptera, Culicidae. Gene Ontology annotation, cellular component: nucleus. Gene Ontology annotation, biological process: regulation of transcription by RNA polymerase II. Bases 91 to 1410 code for a protein of 439 amino acids. The transcript has 2 exons.